This is a messenger RNA of Scomber japonicus (chub mackerel), 1040 nucleotides long. RefSeq names its product heavy metal-binding protein HIP-like. The transcript is spliced from 8 exons. Lineage: Eukaryota; Metazoa; Chordata; Actinopteri; Scombriformes; Scombridae. The record is from RefSeq and is a predicted model, not a curated record. Gene Ontology annotation, molecular function: protein binding. The coding region runs from base 38 to 880 and encodes 280 amino acids.
GACUGCAUCUUGCUGUCUAAAGAGGUGAUAUUUCACAAUGAGGCGUGCUGCAGCUUUUCUGGCGUUGCUGCUCUGUCUGUACUGGACGGGGGCUCAAGGUGAGAGUGGAGGGCUGACAGGGAAUGAUAUCACUCAGACGGAGAUUCAGUCUGAGAUCCUGGGUGUCAAAUCAACCAGUGAUCAGACCAACAUCACCCCUGACAUCUGGGCUGAGCUGAAGGAGCUGAGAGACAUGGCCAUCGAACACAGUGUGGAGCUGAGGAACACCAAGAGCAAGAUGGAGAAGCUGGAGUUGGAGUCCAAAAUCAACGCCAGUGAAAAUGUGGUCAAGGAGCUCCAGAGAGAGAACACAGUGUUGGAGGCCAGAAUGACCGCCAGUGAAAAUGAGAUGGAGGAGCUCAAGAACGAGGUGGUGAAGCUCAAGAUAGAGAAUGAAGUUUUGAAGAUAUUCAAUCCAGAACAGAAUGCAGACCGACCAAAGGUGGCGUUCUCACUUGGUCUCACUGAUGAUGGACAAAUUGGACCCUUCAAUACUGACACCACACUCAAGUUCAGUAAAGUCUUCACCAACUUUGGUCAGGUCUACAGUCCAACUACAGGUCUCUUCACAGCCCCAGUCAGAGGAGCCUACUACUUCUCAUUCAAUCUACUGGAUAUCCGGAGUAACACAUGGAGGGAUGUUUUUCUCUAUCACAAUGACAAGAGAGUGUUGUGGAGUCAAAAUUACAGUGUAAAUGAUGGGGAAAGUGUUUCUAAUUCACUGGUUCUUCAGCUGGAAAAGGGGGAUGUGGUCUACCUGGUUUUACGUGCUGGCGAUAGUGUAUACGAUGAUGGUUAUGAUUAUACUUCCUUUAAUGGAUUUCUGCUUUUUCCACUGUGAGACUCAAACAUGAGAAUUGAUUUACCCCCAAAUGUUUGGCAUAGUGUAUAAACAAGUCCUACAGUAUUCAUGUGUAUAUGAAAGGAUGCACAUUGUUGCUGUGUUGACUUUGCUCUGCAACAAACUACAUAUGAAAUAAAAGAAUGAAUAUGAGGUUAAA